GGAGGAGGAGACCGCCGUCGCGGGAGCGCCGCUGAUUGCCGCCGUCGGCCGUUCUCGGGCUGCCGCCUCGAGUCGCCCCCGGCCGGGCGAUGACCAUGUUGCUGGACAGCGGGCCGCAGUUCCCGGCGCUGGGCGUCGGGGGCUUCGGAGCGCCCCGCCAUCACCCCCACGACGUGGCGAACCGCGACGCCGCCGCCGCCGCUGCCGCCGCCGCCAUGGGACUCAACCACCCCUUUGGGGACUCGUCCUUCAAGCUGAGCCCGGCGGCCCACGAGCUGGCGUCGGGGCAAGGCUCCGCGUUCACGCCGCAGGCUUCGGGCUACCCGCACCCCCAUCACCCGCACGCCCACCCGCCGCACCCGCCUCACCCCCACCACGCCGGCCAGGUGCCUUCCUACGCGGCCGCCGCCGCCGCCGCCGCCUUCAGCUCCACGCGGGACUUUCUCUUCCGCAACCGCGGAGGAGCCGCCCUCGGGGAGUCGGCCUCGGGCGGCGGGGGCGCCGGCGGCGGGGGCGCGGGGGCCGCCCAGCACGGCCUCUUCGGCAGCAACCCGCCCGGCGGCCUCCACGCGCCUCCCCCGGGCAUCCCCGACGGCCCCGGCGGCUACUUGCUUUUCCCGGGCCUGCACGAGCAGAACCAAAGCCACCCUUCCCCGACGGGCCACGUGGAGAACGGCCAGAUGCACCUGGGCCUGCGCGGGGAUCUCUUCGGCCGGCCGGAGCCUUACCGAGGGGUCGCCAGCCCCAGAGCCGACCCCUACGGGGGGCCGGCCCAGUUCCACAACUACAACCCCAUGAACGUCAACAUGGGCGGCAUGAACGUGGCGGCGGCGGCCGCGGCGGCUCACCACCACCAUCACCACCACCACCACCACCACGGCGCCGCCGGGGCUUUCUUCCGCUACAUGCGCCAGCCCAUCAAGCAAGAGCUCUCCUGCAAGUGGAACGACGAGCCGGCGGCCCAGCAGCCGCCGCCGCACCAGCCGCCCCUCAGCCGGCCCAAGAAGAGCUGCGACCGGACUUUCAGCAGCAUGCACGAGCUGGUGACCCACGUCACCAUGGAGCACGUCGGCGGGCCCGAGCAGAACAACCACAUCUGCUACUGGGAAGAGUGCCCGCGGGAGGGCAAGUCCUUCAAGGCCAAAUACAAACUGGUCAACCACAUCCGAGUCCACACCGGCGAGAAGCCCUUCCCCUGCCCCUUCCCCGGGUGUGGGAAAAUCUUCGCCCGCUCCGAGAACCUCAAAAUCCACAAGCGAACGCACACAGGCGAGAAACCUUUUAAGUGUGAAUUCGAGGGCUGUGACCGGCGUUUCGCAAACAGCAGCGACAGGAAGAAACAUAUGCACGUUCAUACAUCAGACAAGCCAUAUAUUUGCAAAGUCUGUGAUAAGUCCUACACUCACCCCAGCUCUUUACGGAAACACAUGAAGGUCCACGAAACCCAAGGCUCCGAGUCUUCGCCGGCCGCCAGCUCGGGCUACGAGUCCUCCACGCCCCCGGCCAUCGCGGCCGCCACGAGCAAAGACUCCUCCACCAAGACGCCCCCCGCCUCCUCCUCCGCCGCCGCCGCCGCCCAGACUGCCCCCCCCAGCCACAACCCCGGCCUGCCCCCCAACUUCAACGAGUGGUACGUUUGAGGAGGACGAGCGGAACUCCCCGCCCCC
Messenger RNA from Heteronotia binoei (common prickly gecko), 1667 nucleotides. It is a transcript of the gene ZIC3, whose product is annotated as Zic family member 3. NCBI's taxonomy places the organism in Eukaryota, Metazoa, Chordata, Lepidosauria, Squamata, Gekkonidae. Gene Ontology annotation, biological process: regulation of transcription by RNA polymerase II; central nervous system development. The record is from RefSeq and is a predicted model, not a curated record. The transcript has 3 exons. Gene Ontology annotation, molecular function: DNA-binding transcription factor activity, RNA polymerase II-specific; RNA polymerase II cis-regulatory region sequence-specific DNA binding. Gene Ontology annotation, cellular component: nucleus. Bases 90 to 1640 code for a protein of 516 amino acids.